GUGGACACCACACGUCUCCUCUUCGCCGCUCUCAGAGUUUCAAGUUGGAAUAUUCCGGCGACUACGCACAUCCUCAACUCAGGGAAAUAUGGACUUUUGGUUUAAGGGAAUUAAAGAGGACACAUCUGACUGCUCUUUUGAUGAGAAAGAUAUUCAGAGGUGUCCAUUUCUGAGGAACAUCAACAAACCCACUAACUUUUCAUUCUCAUCAGUGAAUUUCCCUUUUCCUGUACGUGGAGCUAGAGGUCCAAUAUUUGAAGAUGGUCCAAAUUUUGAUAUGGCAUUUAAGCUUUUUCAUGGGAAGGAUGGCAUUGUGCCUCUCUCAGAGGAGUCUGAUUUUCAUUGUAGAAGCCCAGUACCAGAGCCAACACCGCAGUUUAAUCCCUUGGCAAAAACAGCAACCAUUAGUCUGUCAACUUUUGGUCUGGGGGGACCAUUCAGCUUUGGUCCAUUUGACAACUGGAAGAACCAGAAGAACCAGAAAAAGAAAUCCAAUCCAUCUAACAAGCAAGAUUCCUCAUCUCAGAAGGGAAAUUCAUCAACGCAUGAGGCAUUUGGAAAGGAGUGGUUAGAAGCAGGGAAUUGCCCUAUUGCUAAGUCUUAUAGAGCUGUAAGUCGUGUCCUUCCUCUUGUGGCAACAGCCUUUCAGCCACCAGCUGGAUUGAAGCUUAGAUGCCCACCAGCAGUAGUUGCUGCAAGGGCAGCCCUAGCUCGAACUGCCCUUGUUAAAGGCCUACGUCCUCAGCCACUACCUGCAAAGAUGCUUGUCAUUGCUCUUUUAGGCAUGGCAGUAAAUAUUCCUUUGGGUGUUUGGAAAGAGCACACAAAGAAGUUUUCAUUAUCAUGGUUUGCGGCAGUGCACGCAGCCGUUCCCUUCAUAGCAAUGCUUAGGAAAUCUGUCGUGAUGCCAAAAACAGCAAUGGCAUUGACCAUUGGGGCAUCAAUCCUGGGGCAGGUUAUCGGAUCAAGAGCUGAGAGGCACCGUUUGAAGGCAGUUGCUGAAAGGGAAAAGGUUGCAGGACAAGCGGCAAUUGUUGCUGCCAUGACAGCAUAUGCUGAUCCAAGCCUGAACAAUUGCAUCAGCGGUGGUCAUUGUGGUGAAGGAGGAGCGAUGUGGGAUCCCCUGCCAAACAAGGUUUGUAAACCCACCCCAUCAGCCAAUGUGUGUUACUGACGUACCAAGGUAUGAGUAAUGGAUUGAAAUUAAAAUAAUGCUAUCACUACUGUGGAUGGCAGCAGCAUUUGAAACUAGACAGAUGCGUAUGGCAUUAUAGUAUUUAAGGUUUAUGUAAUGGAACGAGGUGGAAAUCUAUUAAAAAUAAAUGUACCAU
Rubroshorea leprosula is the source of this 1331-nucleotide messenger RNA. The record is from the annotation of a GenBank genome assembly. Lineage: Eukaryota; Viridiplantae; Streptophyta; Magnoliopsida; Malvales; Dipterocarpaceae.